GCGCGACACGUUUGUCGGCGGCGGCGACGGCACGGACUCUACGUCGAUAACGUCAAUACUCUUUUAUUAUCCGGACGCUCAUAUCCGUGUGCGAUAACGCGUUUUGAUAACGUAGGCGAAUAAAUUUACCCAGGGCCGGCGUAUUUCUCGGGGACGCUCAAAUUCGCCGCAAGCACUCUCGACGCGGCGCGUAUAUAAAUCUCUUUCCUCGCCGCGCGAUGAUUCACGUACCUUUCUUGCCGCAACAACGCCGUGAUUCACAUUCGUCCCUCUUUCUCUCCCGUCGUCGUUACUGGAUCUAUGGGGAAUGGAUAUAAGGAAAUUUGUGGUUUGAGCGUGUGAUGACUCCAAGUGCACGUAGCGCAGCACGACCUCGUCGUUCCCGACCGCCCGAAUCUGUACAAACAUGGGACGUUAUACAGGAAAAAAAUGUCGUCUUUUGACGAUGUUGUGGCUGACAGCCUUGUUUUUCUUAGUCGAAAUUGUAGUCGGUUAUGUGACAAAUUCGAUGGCUUUAAUAGCAGACAGUUUUCAUAUGUUGUCAGAUGUUGCUGCGUUAGUAGUGGCAUUUCUUUCGGUAAAGAUGUCGCCGAAAAAAUGGUCUAAAAAUACUUUCGGUUGGGCUAGAGCGGAAGUAUUAGGAGCAUUAGUUAAUGCUGUGUUCUUGGUAGCACUGUGUUUUAGUAUUACUGUAGAGGCAUGCAAAAGAUUUAUCGAAGUAGAAGAAAUACACGAGCCCAGACUUCUUGUCGGAGUAGGAGCACUCGGAUUGCUGGUGAAUAUAAUAGGUUUAUGUUUAUUCCAUGAACACGGAAGCGCUCAUGGUCACUCGCAUGGUAUAUCUCGAAGUCAUAAUAGACUGAGCACUUUGGUGGGCACGGACGACAAUGAAAACGAUGAAGCUUACAGACCUACGACGCCCCAGGUGAAAAGAGCGCACGGUCACAGUCACGAUGGAAGUCAGAUGAACAUGCGAGGAGUUUUUCUUCACAUUCUUUCAGACGCAUUGGGGUCCGUCAUUGUAAUCGUUUCCGCUUUGAUCGUAUGGCUUACAAAGUGGAAAUAUAGAUAUUACAUUGAUCCGGCAUUGUCGCUUUUGUUAGUCAUCCUUAUCUUACGUUCAGUAUGGCCGUUGCUUCAAGAGUCAGCCUUAAUUCUACUUCAAACAGUGCCAACACACAUUCAGGUCGAUGCUAUACAACAACGUCUGUUAGAAAACGUAGACGGGGUAUUAGCCGUACACGAGUUUCACGUGUGGCAAUUAGCAGGCGAUCGUAUUAUAGCUAGUGCGCACAUACGAUGUAGGAAUCUUUCAGAAUAUAUGAAAAUUGCCGAACAGGUUAAAGAAUUUUUCCAUAACGAGGGUAUACACUCCACGACUAUUCAACCAGAAUUUAUUGACUAUCAUUCAAAUAGUGAAAUUAAAGAAACACCCACGGAGGAUUGCGUGUUGGAUUGUCCAAAGACUGAUAAGCCGUGCAAUCACGCGACAUGCUGUGGCCCCUCCAAGCAAGGACGUGAAACACCUUCGCCCGGUGAGACGCCGUACAUGUGCAGACAACGUAAUAGCUUGGCACGUUCGACCGGCUCAAUGGCAGGAGCGGAGCAACAAGAAGUGAAUGAGAUGGAAUGUGGACAUUUGCUAUCACUGCCCGUCUCGCAUCCGACUUCGUUCCAUUCCGUCCAAAUUCCUCACCCGCACGUUAACGCACCAACUGUCUGAGCUCUCAUCGCAUUACGAGAUAUCUACCUCCUAUAUAGAGAGUAAGAUACGGCGGCGCAUUACCAUUUAUAUUGUAUCGAUUUAUAAAAUGCAAUAACGAGUACGAGUCUGUAUCUAAGAAUUUUUUAGUCUUACACACAAUUGAUGGCAGAGAUUAAAUUGCUUGUUCGCAAAAUCUCCGCGCGUCUCGUAAAUAAAAAAAAAAAAAAAAAAACUCUUUUGUUCCUCUGACAAAAAUUGUGUAUAGAAAAAAUUCUAAACAAUUUCAUCUAUUUUUUUUUGCCAUCCAACAAAUUAGUAGUUGGGUAAUUAAAAUUUUGAUAAUUAAAAUGCCAAAGGCAUGUUAAUACCAAAUACAUUACGUUACUACAUUAAAAGCUAAACAAUGUGACACACAUUUAUUAUUCAUCGUAUCGUAUAUGCGCGAAGACACACGAUACAUGAUAAUAAACGUUAAUUUCCUUGAAAAUUGCAAGACUUCACAUGAUAUGAUAUAUAUAGAUAUAUAUAUAU
Molecule: messenger RNA, 2236 nt
Organism: Pseudomyrmex gracilis
Lineage: Eukaryota; Metazoa; Arthropoda; Insecta; Hymenoptera; Formicidae
Gene: ZnT63C
Product: zinc transporter 1
Exons: 8
Coding region: 407-1723 (438 amino acids)
Biological process (GO): zinc ion transmembrane transport; intracellular zinc ion homeostasis; detoxification of zinc ion
Cellular component (GO): membrane
Molecular function (GO): zinc ion transmembrane transporter activity
Source: RefSeq, a predicted model, not a curated record